Messenger RNA from Suillus subaureus, 378 nucleotides. RefSeq lists its product as uncharacterized. Lineage: Eukaryota; Fungi; Basidiomycota; Agaricomycetes; Boletales; Suillaceae. The record is from RefSeq and is a predicted model, not a curated record. The annotation marks the transcript as partial. The transcript is spliced from 3 exons.
GGUGAACUCAAAACCAAGAUGCACUUGCUGACUAGUUCUUUUUAUGGUUUCCAGGCAAGUAAUUCCAUGCAGGUGAUGCAACAGAACCAAGAUCAGGCAGAGUCAUUGAAAGCCAAUUCAGCCUUUAUAUUCAAGGACUGGUCAUCAAAGAAGGGGGUCUACAAAACCAAAUUACUCCAAGAGGGCAUCAACCUCAUGUGGUUCUCAAAUUGGAACGACGAGGGCCUCAUCUACCAUAAGUACUUCAAUCCCUUUCCUGUUAGAGCUCUCACACUUAUCAAAUGUUGUAUCAACGAGUGGCUGCAAGGCAUCAAAGAAGACAUCAAGUUCACAUCCACUACAUAUGGACCUGUCUACCGCACCUUACAAACUCCUUGA